Opisthocomus hoazin is the source of this 735-nucleotide messenger RNA. The record is from RefSeq and is a predicted model, not a curated record. Lineage: Eukaryota; Metazoa; Chordata; Aves; Opisthocomiformes; Opisthocomidae.
AGCUGCAUUAUAAAGCGUUACUGUGAGAAGAGGUUCGUUCCCAAAUACCUGGCAACUAUUGGUAUCGACUACGGCGUCACCAAAGUGCAGGUCAAAGACCGAGAGAUCAAGGUGAACAUCUUCGACAUGGCGGGGCACCCGUUCUUCUACGAGGUGAGGAACGAGUUUUACAAGGACACGCAGGGGGUCAUCCUGGUCUACGACGUCGGGCAAAAGGAGUCUUUCGACGCGCUGGACACGUGGCUGGCUGAGAUGAAGCAGGAGCUGGGCCCCCAUGGGAACAUGGAGAACGUUGUCUUCGUUGUCUGUGCAAACAAGAUCGACUGCACCAAGCACCGCAGCGUGGACGAAAGCGAGGGGCGGCUCUGGGCUGAGAGCCGGGGCUUUCUUUACUUCGAGACGUCGGCGCAAACAGGAGAAGGGAUCAAUGAGAUGUUUCAGACGUUUUACUCCACCAUCAUCGACCUGUGUGACAACGGAGGGAAACGCCCUCCUUCCAGCCUCGGGGUCGGCUUCACCAAAGAGCAGGCCGAUGCCAUUCGCAGGAUCCGCAACAGCAAGGACAGCUGGGACAUGCUGGGGGUCAAACCCGGAGCCACGAGGGAUGAAGUGAACAAAGCCUAUCGGAAGCUGGCCGUGCUGCUCCACCCCGACAAGUGCGUGGCUCCUGGCAGCGAGGACGCCUUCAAAGCGGUGGUGAACGCCCGGACCGCGCUUCUCAAAAACAUCAAGUAG